Messenger RNA from Setaria italica (foxtail millet), 1626 nucleotides. RefSeq names its product protein SDE2 homolog. The record is from RefSeq and is a predicted model, not a curated record. The coding region runs from base 77 to 1435 and encodes 452 amino acids. Gene Ontology annotation, cellular component: nucleus. The transcript has 3 exons. Lineage: Eukaryota; Viridiplantae; Streptophyta; Magnoliopsida; Poales; Poaceae.
AAUUUCUCUUCCUCUCCCUCUCUCUCUUCGACGACGUCGGCGAGAGCUAGGGUUUGGUGCGCCACCGCCGUCCGCCAUGGCAGAGGCCCCCCAGUACCAGAUCCUGGUGCGGCUCCUCGACGGGCGCACCCGCUGCCUCCGCUUCACCACGCCCACAGUCUCCGGCGCCGCGCUCCUCGACGCCGUCGCGUCCCUCUCCCGCGUUCCCGCCGCCGCCCUCCGCCUCGUCACCGGCCGCCUCGACGUCUCGCCCUCCGCCGUCCUCACCUCAGCCGCCUACGGACAGUUCCCCUCGGCGUCCGCGCUCCUCCGCCUCCGGGGAGGCAAGGGCGGGUUCGGCUCCCUUCUCAGAGGGGCCGCCUCCAAGGCAGGCCAGAAGAAGACCAGCAAUUUCGACGCCUGCCGCGACAUCAACGGCCGCCGUCUCCGCCACGUCAACGCCGAGCGCCGCCUCGAGGAAUGGAAGGCCGAGGCCGCGGACCGCCAGCUCGAGAAGCUCGCCGAGGACUUCAUCAAGAAAAAGGCCAAGGAGGCGGGCCGCGGCAAAGGGCCCUCAGCUGCCGAGGUGGACAAGUACCUUGAGAAGUUCCGCAAGGAUGCUGAGAUCUGCGUCAACGCUGUUGAGGAAUCCGUGCGUGCAUCUCUUGGGAAGAGGAAGACCGCGCCUAAGCCGCCCCCUGGGGCAGACUCCAAGAAGCUUAGGAUUUGGUUGGGAAAGAAUAAGGUAGAAGAUGAUGAAAGCGAUAGUGACAGUGAUGAGGAUGAUGAGGAUAGAGAAGGUGAUGAGGGCACAGAUGCCAAAUCUAUAGUUCUUGAUGAUGGGAAUUGCUCGAAUGGAUCCAGCAAAAGUGACGACAAGAAGCAUGAUCUGGGUUCAGUUUCUGGGUCACAUUCAGAAGGAGAGUCCUCAGGUGAAAAGUCCGGGCACAAUGAUUCAGAAGAAAACGGAAAAUGUGUUCAGUCAAUUGUGGAACUAACAAUGAGAUCAGAGGCUGAAGGUGGUGAUUUUGAAUCUGAUGGUAGUGUGGAAACUGAAGUUGGAAUGGUGGAUCAGCCCAUUUCUGAGAAAUCAGAUGAAGUGAAAGCAGAUGUGGAUAACACUGCUUCAGCGGCUUUAGACGAAGUGAAAGCAGAUGUGGGUAACACUGUUUCAGCUGCAUCAAAUCAAAACAACCCAGAGGUGCCUCAAGUAGAAGAAUCUGCUGAUGUAAACAAAUCUUCUCCUUCAGAACCAUUAGACCUGGCAAAGUAUAGUUCAGCUGCAGAAUUGGAGACUCUUGGCUUGGAGAAGCUCAAGAUGGAGCUACAAACUCGCGGACUAAAGUGUGGUGGAACUUUGCAGGAGCGAGCUGCACGACUUUUCCUUCUGAAGACAACCCCACUGGACAAGCUACCAAAGAAGCUGCUCGCAAAGCCUGCCGCUGGGGGAAAGUGAGCAGUAGUAGCAAACAUAUAACAAGUUCAACGAUUAAGGAAACAAAAAUGUAAUGUUCAAGUUGUAUUUGAAGAUACUGGAGUCUGUUGUAAUGUAUCAUAAGCCUUUAACUUGGCUUUGGAAAUUAAUGAGAUGUGUCUGUAUAUUAACAGCAGCUCGAUGUUUGUUACUAAUACCACUCCAAGCCAUAA